AUGGACAAGCUCAUGAACGCCGCGCAGGAGUACCUCAGCAAGGACGACGAUAAGCCCAAGCAGCACCAGCAACAGGGCUACGAGUCCCACGGAGGCAACUACCCCGCAGGCGCUGGAGCCUUUGCUGACGACGACGACGACGAAGACGACUACCGCCACGCUGCAAACCAAGCCUCGCGCCAUGCGGGAUCACACGGCGAUACGGACCUCUUCUCGAGCGUGCUCGGCGCCUUGACGCAGAAGAAGGGGCAGUUGAGGAACGAGGAUAUCGAUGAGGAUGUUCUCGCCGCAGAGGCCGUCGACAAACAUAAGAAAUACUUUGGCGACGAUGACGACGGCGAAAAGGCCGACGACAAGGGCCUCGGUGCCGCAGCCGCGAUGCAGGCCCUCAAGAUGUUUUCCAGCGGACAGACGGGCGGGCAGAAGCAGUCCCAGGGCGGGUUUGCCGGUCUCGCAAUGGCCGAGGCCAGUCGGCUUUUUGACCAGCGCCAGUCCCAGGGCAAGGUCGCUGACGGCACAAGCAAGGAGUCGGCUAUCCAACAGGCGGGCGAGAUGGCGCUCAAGAUGUACUUCAAGAGCCAGGGGCAGCAACAGGGCGGUAUCAUGGGCUUGGCGUCCAAGUUUAUGAAUUAA
Messenger RNA from Colletotrichum orchidophilum, 633 nucleotides. RefSeq lists its product as uncharacterized. Bases 1 to 633 code for a protein of 210 amino acids. The record is from RefSeq and is a predicted model, not a curated record. The transcript has 4 exons. Lineage: Eukaryota; Fungi; Ascomycota; Sordariomycetes; Glomerellales; Glomerellaceae.